UCCAACUAGAUUCAGCACGUGCUGCUAUUGAUGAGGAAACAGCUACUAGAAAGAGUAUAAAUACCUGCAGAGUCUGCAUGUCCAACCAUCUGACAGAAGAACUGAGACCAGAGACAAAUCUGACUGAGAAUCCUCUCCAACAUCUGCAACCAUCCAAAGAUGAAGAGCUUCAUUGUUGCUGUUUCUCUGGCUGUUCUCCUCACAUGUGUCUGCUUUCAGGAGAGCUCUGCUGUUCCAGUCACUGAGGUCCAUGAGCUGGAGGGAACACUGACUGAUGACAGUCCACCUGCUGCCGAUCAGAAGAUACCAGUGACCUCAUGGAAGACGCUGUAUGACAUCAGGAACAAGCGUGACGCCAGCGCUGCAGGCUGUCGUUUCUGCUGUGGCUGCUGUGGGAUGAGUGGAUGUGGAGUGUGCUGCCCUUUCUGAGACGUCCUGCUUCAACUGGGAUGAUCCACCAAAUCUUCACCUCAUGCCUUUGCCAAGCAAAUGGAUAAACUAACAAGACAAUAAAAGUCACUCACUCAAAGAUGAA
This is a messenger RNA of Oryzias latipes (Japanese medaka), 535 nucleotides long. RefSeq names its product hepcidin. Gene Ontology annotation, biological process: defense response to bacterium; intracellular iron ion homeostasis. The record is from RefSeq and is a predicted model, not a curated record. Lineage: Eukaryota; Metazoa; Chordata; Actinopteri; Beloniformes; Adrianichthyidae. Gene Ontology annotation, cellular component: extracellular region.